GGUAACGGAUGUGCAGUGGGUGUCUGAGAGAGGAGGAGGUUUGUGAAAGGCUUCACGUUUCCUCGCGAAUGCGGUGUUUGAGAGCGCAACGCGACGGCCGUGCCGCGUACAGCAGCGCUGUGAGUGCGCGAACCGAUGGAAACUAGCGUUCCUGCUUCAGCUUAGCCAACUUUCUGCUGUCGCUGUCAGGGCAGUGUGCAUAGGAGAGACAGCGAUCCGCUUGCUUCUUCGAGAGAGCACAGCCUGGCUGGACACGAAGUGCUGCCUAUACGCGAGUGAUGUUGCAAAGAGCCCAUGUCUGCACGCUGGUCGGUGUUUUGCAUAACCGUCGGGCAUAUCUGAACAUCUGGAUACCGUAUUAGCCAUUUGGUCAUCACUCCAAGAGAAGACAUCAAGGGGUCGUCGAAGUCAAGAAAUGGAGUCCUGGGCCUCGCAUGGAGUUGGCAGUGGCCACGAGCUGCAAAUUGUCCGCAUUAGUGAAGAGUGCAUCGAACUGGACGAGGGUGCGCUGAGGCGCCUCCUACUGAACGAACGCGUUAGGGACAAGCCCGUGGCUGUUGUGUCCGUGGCCGGCGCCUUUCGCACGGGGAAGUCCUUCCUGCUGGGGUUCUUCCUGCGGUACCUGCAGCAUUCGGACCGAAGCUCCUGGCUGGAGGAUCGGGAUGCCCCACUACGAGGCUUCGAUUGGCGCGCUGGCUGCGAACGGCACACAACGGGCAUUCUGGUGUGGAACGAAGUCUUUCUGGUAAAGACAUCUCAAGGCCACGAAAUCGCCGUGCUCCUAAUGGACACCCAAGGAAUGCACGACGAUCACUCUACGAUCAAGGAAUCGGCCACCAUCUUCGCCCUGAGCACAAUGAUGAGCUCGGUGCUGGUCUACAACCUUUCUCAAAACAUUCUUGAAAGCGACCUCCAUUAUUUACAGCUCUUUGCCGACUACGGUCGACUUGCGCAGCAGCAAAGUCCCGGGAAGCCUUUUCAAAAGCUACUAUUCUUGGUGCGGGACUGGUAUCACCUAAGCGACGCGGAAUAUGGUAAUGACGGUGGACGCAAAAUACUGGACCGACGUCUGCAGAUAUCAGAUCAACCCAAGCAGCUGCAGGAGCUGCGGCAGUACAUUCACUCCUGUUUCACGAACAUCGACUGCUUCCUGUUGCCGCAUCCUGGCACAAAGGUGGCGACGGGUACAUCGUUUGACGGCCGCUUGUCGGAAAUUGAGGAGGAGUUCAAGGAACAACUGCAGAACUUGGUUCCUUCACUGCUAGCUCCGGACAACCUGACAGUCAAGAAGAUAAAUGGUGAAGUCCUCACUUGCGGAGAAUUUCACAUCUAUAUGAAAGCAUAUGUAGGUGUGUUCAAUAGAGGCGAACUUCCCGAGCCAAUGUCAGUGCUACAGGCGACGGCUAGAGCCAACAACUUAGCGGCGGUUUUGAAAGCGCUGAAGUUGUACACGACUAGGAUGACCCAGCGGUGCAGAGGAGGGAAGAUGAGUGCGAAAAGGCUCAGAGACUACCACAACGAAGAGCGGGAAAACGCCCUGACGAAGUUCCAGAAUAUUGCCAAAAUGGGAGGUGAUCAAUUUUCGCAGCCGUACCUGGAUAAGCUCAAACAGGAAAUCGACGAGUGGUUCCAGGACUUCAUGAGCAGAGUGGCGCUGAAAUCGUGCCUGGAGACGAAUCGCUCCAAGACAGCGCAGCUUGGCGGUGCAAUAGUCCUGUCAGCCGGCGCGGGAAUUUCCCUGGCGGCAGGUGCCCAUGUUGCGGUUCCCGCCGUUCUCGUGUGCGGGGUGCUUGGAUUAUUGAUAACCCUCGCGGUGACCGGACUCAAGGGCUGUGUGAGCGGCGAGAAAGAGAGCCGUCAAAUGGAUGAAAGGCUUCGUUUAGUGGAACUCCACGACGAAUUGCUUGACGGGCCUCGAGGAGCCCCCGAUGAGUCGACCAGGAACGUAAGAAGAAGACAAGCCACCCCCGAGGCCAAUGAUUUCAAUACAAUCGAUGUGGAGGUCGUCCAGCCGCUAGGCAACAACGAGGUGAAGCGGAAAGGUAAAAAGAAGAACUUCAUCAGGCGCUUCUUCACCAAGAAGCGGAGGAAUUCGCGUGGACCGACUGAACUUGACCGACUGAAACAGUGCUGAAUCAAGUUGCGGUCGGUUACAAGCUAAGAAUGAAUUCAACCUCGUCCCACAGGAAAACCGCAUACGUCUCAUCCUAUUGCGAUAGCUCAAUAACGUGACGUCAACAACUUUUCGUGUAUUUCAAAUAUGCGGCAUUCCCAUGCAGGUACAAGUUCGUGUCGAUAAUUCUUGACCGAAAACAAACUUCCUGACAAACUCCUGCCCAGCAAAACGCAACAUAUUAUCAAGGGAGUGACGAACAUUUCAUUCAUGAUUUGCCCAUUUACAUUAGCGGUUAAAACGUACUCAUAAUUAAACGGAUACCACCAAACACGACUAUUUAGCACAAAUGUAUGACAGGCACGCUGCAAUAUUGGAGGCGGGGCUUGUAUUUAUUUUAGGUUGUAACCGACUGCAUACUUGGUGUGAAGAUGAGUGCGUCUGCUGUUGUGAAUCAACCGAAGCACCAAAAGAAUGUCCAGUGUUUGUGCCACCACUCUCUACGGUGUCCAGUACUGUGCACGGAACCGUAUCUCUUUGUGCCAUGCAAAAGUGAACGUCCGACCAAAUUUGGCGUCACCACCAUACUCAUGUUUUUAUUCGUGUUCUACAACUGUCUUUGAGGAGCCCUGCACCAUCAGUGAGUGAUUGUAGUUCUGCAUACUGUGUGUGUGUGUGUGUGCCUUGUGCUCCCUCUCUUUCUCUCUUGUCUCACUAUAACCCAUAUUCUCUUACAACAAAUAUAGGGUAGUAAAUUGGAGGCUCCUUUUGUAGACCUCCCCUACCUUGCACCCCA
Molecule: messenger RNA, 2909 nt
Organism: Rhipicephalus microplus (southern cattle tick)
Lineage: Eukaryota; Metazoa; Arthropoda; Arachnida; Ixodida; Ixodidae
Product: atlastin-1
Molecular function (GO): GTP binding; GTPase activity
Source: RefSeq, a predicted model, not a curated record